AUGCUAGUGUCUGCACUUCUCAUGUCCGUUGGGAUAAACUCUUGCCUCUGUGUACUGCUCUUCAUACUCUACUCUGUACUGAGGAAACAACCACACAACUAUGAGGUCUUUUUACCUCGCCGGCUCGUAGCAGGAACGUCUAAGAGAAGACGUAACAAAGUCGCAAGAUACAUCCCUUCUGUGCGUUGGAUUUGGAAAUCAUUUAAACCAUCAGAACAGCAGCUCAUGGAAUCUUCUGGCCUCGACGGCGUCGUGUUCAUGAGAAUGAUCACUUUCAGUUUGAAAGUGUUCUUGUUUGCUGGGAUCAUUGGUGUUUUUGUUCUCUUGCCUGUGAACUGCUUUGGAGAUCAACUUAUACAGAUUGACUAUGCUGACUGGUCAGCGAAUUCUUUGGAUCUAUUCUCUGUUGCAAACCUCAAAAUCCGCUCAAAAUGGCUAUGGGUUCACUUUGGAGCUAUAUAUCUUGUCACUGCAUUCGUUUGUUGUCUUCUUUACUUGGAAUUCAGAUACAUUGGCUUGAAAAGGAUUGAGCAUUUUCAUUCGUCCAAGCCUCAGCCGCAACAGUUCACCAUAUUGGUUCGUAAUGUCCCUUCUUCAGAUGGAAGCAGUGUGAGCGACACUGUUGAUAAGUUCUUUAGAGAGAACCAUUCAUCUACCUACAUGUCCCAUGUGGUUAUCCAUCGAACAAGUAAACUUCGAAGUAUCGUCGAUAAUGCUAAAAAGUUGUAUAAAAAGGUGAAACAGAAGAAGCCAGAACAUGGUCAAGUGAGAAAGCCGCCAAUGAGAUUCUUCAGUCGCAAGGACACUCCUGAGGGUCACUACGAGAAAGUGUUGCAGGAAAUGGAACAUAACAUAAGAUUGGGGCAAGCUGAAGUUUCAUCACCUGGAAAAGAAGUUCGAGCUGCUUUUGUAUCAUUCGAGUCACGAUACGGUGCUGCAAUGGCGCUUCACAUGCCACAAUCAAUCAACCCCACUUACUGGCUCACGGAACCAGCACCAGAGCCUCAUGACGUCCACUGGCCUUUCUUCUCUGCGUCGUUCAUGCAGAAAUGGCUUGCUAAGAUUGUCAUCGUCUUCGCUUGUCUCCUCCUUACAGUCUUGUUUCUUGUUCCGGUCGUACUUGUGCAAGGUCUCACCAACCUCUCUGCGCUUGAAUACUUCUUCCCGUUCUUGACAUUGAUUCUAUCAAUGAAAAUCGUAAGUCAGAUCAUAACUGGCUACCUUCCAAGUCUUAUACUUCAGACAUCUCUGAAAAUCGUUCCUCCAAUCAUGGAGUUUCUCUCUUCUAUCCAAGGCCACAUUUGCCAUAGCGACAUACAAAAGAGUGCUUGCAACAAAGUCAUCUGGUUCACAAUAUGGAAUGUGUUCUUCGCAACUGUCUUCUCUGGCUCUGCCUUCUACAAGCUUUCUGUAAUUCUCGAUCCAAAGGAAAUUCUUGUCAAGUUAGCUGUGGCUGUUCCUGCUCAGGCGUCAUUUUUCAUCGCCUACGUUGUGACAACAGGAUGGACGGAUACACUCACUGAGCUCUUCCGAGUUGUUCCUUUCAUGGUCAGUUACGUGAAAAGAUCACUCGAGCCAACAGAAGAAGAUAACGAGCUAGAAGUCCCUCCGAUGCGGUACCACAGAGACACACCAAGAGUUCUCUUCUUCGGACUUCUUGGGAUUACAUACUUCUUCUUAGCUCCGUUGAUUCUUCCUUUCAUUCUUCUCUACUUUGUUCUUGCAUACAUCAUCUACCGAAACCAGUUCAUAAACGUGUACGAGCCAAAGUAUGACACAGGAGGGAUGUUUUGGCCUAUGAUACACUAUACGAUGAUAUUCUCUCUUGUACUCAUGCACGCAAUCGCAAUUGGUUUAUUUGCUCUCAAGAAGAUGGAGUUAGCUACUUACUUGCUUGUUCCUCUUCCUGUUUUCACUCUUCUUUUCAACGAGUUUUGUCGUAAACGUUUCAUGCCUAUAUUCACUGCUUAUCCUGCUGAGGUCUUGACAAAGAGAGACAAGGAAGAUCAAAUUGAUCCAAGAAUGUCAGAGUUUUACAGUAAGUUGGUUACUGCGUACCAAGAUCCUGCUCUGCUCCCACUUCGAUUCAAUAGCCUCUCAGGAAGCAAUAGCCUCACUAGUCCUCUUCUCUCUUCGAGUGAGGUUUGA
Molecule: messenger RNA, 2148 nt
Organism: Microthlaspi erraticum
Lineage: Eukaryota; Viridiplantae; Streptophyta; Magnoliopsida; Brassicales; Brassicaceae
Source: the annotation of a GenBank genome assembly